Messenger RNA from Trichoderma harzianum CBS 226.95, 1050 nucleotides. RefSeq lists its product as hypothetical. The transcript has a single exon. The annotation marks the transcript as partial. The record is from RefSeq and is a predicted model, not a curated record. Lineage: Eukaryota; Fungi; Ascomycota; Sordariomycetes; Hypocreales; Hypocreaceae.
AUGCGUCUCAUCAAUGUAAAGACGCUCAAAUUAGAGGAAUUUCUCGACUAUCAGGCGCCUCCCUAUGCUAUACUGUCCCAUACCUGGGGAGACGACUCUGAAGAGCUCAGCUUUCGCGACGUUGAAGAUGGAAACAUCAACAAACUUGGCGUCGGAUCUGCCAAAUUCCGAGGAUGCUGUCGACAAGCCGCGGAGGACAACCUUGGUUAUGCCUGGAUUGAUACCUGUUGCAUUGACAAGACAAAUCUGGUCGAGCUCAGCGAGGCUAUAAACUCCAUGUUCCGGUGGUAUCAGCGUGCCUCUAUCUGCUAUGCUUUUCUAUCCGAUGUUCCCAGCGAUGAUCAUUUCAAGCAGAAGAGCUCCAAGUUCCGGAGAAGCCGGUGGUUCCAGAGAGGAUGGACUCUGCAGGAACUUCUUGCACCUAAAACGAUGCGGUUUUAUGGCGCUAUUUCCCCAUCAGAUACACACAGCGGACAAGCCUUCGUCGACACAAACUUGGUCCAAGAGUGGCGUCUUUUGGGAAACAAAGGAAAUAUGAGCACCACUAUUGCGUCGAUCACAGGCAUACCUCAGCAUUAUCUACUGGGAAUUACUGCACUCCAUACGGCAAGCGUCGCACAGCGCAUGUCGUGGGCAGCGCACAGGGAUACGAAACGCAAGGAAGACCUCGCGUAUUGCCUUCUCGGCAUCUUCAACAUAACAAUGCCGAUGAUUUAUGGAGAGGGUGGUGAACAGGCAUUCUUCCGGCUACAGGAACAAAUUAUGAAGGUGACAAGAGAUGAUUCAAUACUGGCCUGGGGGCUGGGAACCAAUGAUUCGUCUACCAACAACUCUGGCAGUACCACAGGUGGGAGAAUUAUGGCCAAGGCCCCGGCAGACUUUGCACAUUCAGGGAACAUUAUUCGACGAGACCAAACUCUCAAAUAUACGAGCUCAGUCGACAUGUCUGGUGGUAGCAUUCGAGCUCACCUGCCACUGCAUACUACUCCCACGGGCCAGAUAAUUGGGCUUCUCAGCUGCGGACCCGAGAAUAAUUCGCAACAGGUGGUU